This is a messenger RNA of Drosophila willistoni, 887 nucleotides long. Its product is annotated as pyridoxal phosphate phosphatase PHOSPHO2. Gene Ontology annotation, molecular function: phosphatase activity. The coding region runs from base 1 to 795 and encodes 264 amino acids. The transcript has a single exon. NCBI's taxonomy places the organism in Eukaryota, Metazoa, Arthropoda, Insecta, Diptera, Drosophilidae. The record is from RefSeq and is a predicted model, not a curated record.
AUGCUGCGAGAAUUUUUAUUGAAGAUGGCUGGGUCGGCUCUGGGCCAAUGGCGUUCAAUGAGGAGCAUGAGUAAAGGACAAGCCAGAGGUCGUGAGAUGGCUGCCUUUGACUUUGACAUGACCAUUCUGGAUAGAGAUUCAGAUAUGGCAGUUGGGCAGCUAUUACCAUCAACGGAACGCACUGCCGAAUUGUUCGACCUGAUACCAAAAUGUGGUUGGAUUGCCUUCAUUCAGCAUGUCCUGCAGAUGCUGCAUCAAAAGUAUGGCAUAGACGCAGUGGCGGUGGGUCGCCAUAUACGCAGCCUGCCGCCAGUUCCGGGAAUUCUACGUCUAAUACGCCAAUUGGCUGGACAUCACAGCAAUAUGGACUUAUUUAUAGUCAGCGAUUCGAAUUGUUUUUUCAUCAGCGAAUGGCUCGAGGCACAUGGAGUGGAUCAUCUGUUUGCUGGCAUCUAUGCCAAUCCGGCCAGCAUUGCGGCAGAUGGUCAAUUAAUUGUCUCCCCCUAUGAGGAGCAGAAUCGUUGCGAACUCUGUCCGGUAAAUCUCUGCAAGGGUCGUAUCCUAGAUGAGCUCAUUUCUAUGGGUAAUUACAAGCGUGUCCUCUACAUUGGCGAUGGAAGCAACGAUCUCUGUGCCGUGCAACAUUUACGGGCCAAUGACAUAGCCUGCAUACGACGCGGAUACGAAUUGCACAAGAAACUGACUGAAAAUGUGCAUCAUCGUCCUCAAUUGAGUUGUGGUCACAUUGUUACCUGGCGCAAUGGUCACGAUUUGUAUGAGCAAUUGCCAAAAUAAACAAAGAGGGGAGCGGGCGGGAAUAAUUAUUAAUGCUGCUGUUUUAUUUUCGACUUAAAAAUAAAUGUUCUUCUGUUUUGUGUAUACAUAUA